AUGACGAGGAACCGAUCAACAUUCAGUGUGAACGGGGUCAAAGGAGAAGGAAAUGUUGCUCUCAAUGGUGAUUCACACGGAAAAUACAUUGUAAAUGGACAUGACGAGACAGAAAAUGCUGACCAUGAGAAAAAACAUCCUACUACAGAUCACAUUUCCGAUGUUCCUGAUGUAAAGUUUAAGAAUGAAGAGAAAAGCAAAAACGAAACAGAUACAAGCGAUGAAAAGAAGAUCGGCAUUUUUGGGCUGUUUCGAUACUCAUCAUGUAUGGACAAGGUGCUGUUAUGUAUCGGAGCAGUAUGUGCUGCACUGGCAGGAUGUUGCUUUCCCUUAAACAUGUUCAUAUAUGGAAGAGUGGCCAACGCAUUGAUCUUAAACGAAGUAUUCAAAUCUGUGGUGUCAAAUAUGAACGGGACAUUCCCGCCUGACAACUUUACCACGACAAAUGGGAUGUCAUUCAGUGAACUGAAAAAGUACGAGCAUAUUUUUCAAAUGAUGAAGGAUGAAAUCAUCUGGUUCUGUGUGCUUGCCGUGGUAGUUUUCGUCUGUAUCUUCUUGGCAGUAGCGUGCUUCAGUAUUUCUGCAGAACAUCAGAUCCAUAGAAUUCGACAAAAGUUCUUCCAGUCCAUUCUCAGACAAGAAAUCAGCUGGUUUGACACUCAUGAAGGCGGGGAAUUGAAUUCGAGGAUCGCAGAGGACGUACAUUUGAUAGCAGACGGAAUCGGAGAUAAGUUUGCCACAAUGCUACAAUGGUUCAGUACAUUUAUUGCUGCAUAUGUAAUUGCCUUUGUGAUCGGUUGGAAACUAACUCUUUCAGUGGUUGGGUUCUGUCCGGUCAUAAUUCUGGUUGGAGCGACCUUAGUAAGGUUUAUGCGAAACUUAGCAAAGGAAGAAUCUCAAGCGUAUUCAAAGGCAGGUUCAAUUGCUGAAGAAGCCCUUGGUGCUAUUAGAACAGUUAUGGCCUUCAACGGACAAAACAAAGAGUGUGCUAGGUAUAACAGUCACUUACAUCAUGCCAAGUCUAACUCAGUGAAGAAGGGUAUCCUAGUGGGACUUAGCAACAGUGUGGUCUGGUUAUUGCUGUAUGGAGCAUUUGCUGUCGCCUUUUGGUACGGUGUUAAACUUAUACAAGAUCAGGAAGAAGGGUUUGAUCCAGGAAGCACACUCACGGUGUUCAUUGGAGUGAUGGUCGGAUCAAUGUCGUUGGGAAAUGCACUACCCACUGUGGAGAUUCUUGGGAACGCUCGAGGAGCUGCACAAAAAGUCUUUGAGAUCAUUGAACUCACCUCGAAGAUCGACCCAAGUUCUACAGAAGGCAAGAUGCCUGAUAAGUUUGAGGGAAACAUUGAGUUCAAGGAUGUCGAAUUUGAGUACCCUGCUCGCCCCGAUGCAAUGGUGCUGCGGGGAAUGAGUUUAAAGGUCCGUGUUGGUCAAACAGUGGCACUAGUUGGAUCCAGUGGAUGCGGGAAAAGUACGGUGGUACAGUUACUACAGAGAUUCUACGACCCCCCGGCCGGUCAGGUGUUGUUGGAUGGUUGUGAAAUCAGCACGAUAAACGUGAACUGGUUACGGAGACAAAUAGGUGUGGUCAGUCAGGAGCCGGUGUUAUUCGCCACCACAGUUGCUGAAAAUAUCCGAUACGGACGUCUCGAUGUUACAAUGGACGAGAUCAUAGCAGCCGCUCGGGAAGCUAAUGCACACGAUUUUAUAUCCCAGUUUCCAGACGGAUACGAUACAUUAGUGGGAGAAAGAGGUGCCCAGAUGAGUGGAGGACAGAAACAAAGGAUAGCCAUUGCCCGGGCUCUGGUCAGGAAUCCUAAGAUUCUAUUGCUGGACGAGGCUACAUCGGCUCUGGAUAACGAAAGCGAGUCCGUUGUACAGGCAGCCCUGGAAAAGGCUCAGGAGGGAAGGACGACAAUUGUAAUAGCUCAUCGUCUGUCCACCAUCCGUAAUGCAGAUAUCAUUUAUGGCAUUCAGGGGGGACAAGUGGUGGAACAGGGCACACACUCUGAGUUGAUGCAAGAGGAUGGGCUUUAUAGUCAACUUGUAUAUCAGCAGAGUCAUCAAAUGGAUACAAAUGAAGAAGUGGCUGAUGAACUUGAACAUGAAUUGUUCGAUGGAGAUGAUGAAGUAAAAUUGCCUUCCAUCAACAACAUUAAGCCACAUUACAACACCAUACAGUCCAGUAAUGACGAAAGGCCAACAUCGACUAUAAGUAAAAGGAAAGAUGAGGAAAAGGUACACAAUAAUGAAGAUGAAGGGGAGAAUGAAGACGAUAAUGUUACAGAUGUGUCCGUGAUAAAAGUACUGCGAAUGAACUCUCCAGAAUGGUACUACAUUCUAGGUGCUUGUAUGUGUUCUGUACUUGCCGGAAGUACACAGCCUGUUUUUGCCAUUAUAUUUGCAGAAUUUCUCAAAGUGUUUACAAUGGCUGACAAGGAGGAACAGACAAACAAGGCAAACUUUCUGGUUGGCAUGGUAGUUUGCGUUGCAGUCGGCAACGGUGUUAUUCGCCUGUUGAUGAGUAUAUGUUACUCAACAGCUGGUGCGAAGUUAACUGCACGUUUCAGGAGGCUUGCUUUUAGAUCAUUGAUAUGGCAGGAUAUCCCAUUCUUUGACGACCCUAAAAACCGAGUUGGAGUUCUAACGACAAGGCUGGCGCUUGAUAGCAGCUUAGUACAAGGGGCAGCCGGUAACAAGGUGGGAGCAGUUCUAGAGUCUCUAUCAACUGUUUCUGUCGCUGUCAUCAUUGCUUUCAUACACAGCUGGAAGUUGACUCUUGUUAUCUUUGCUUUCAUGCCCUUGAUGGUGGUAGCUGGUGUUAUACAUAGUAAAAAGCUGACUGGCUUCUCUAAGGGAGAUAAAUCUGUCACUGAAGAAGCAGGAAAGUUGACUAGCGAGGUCAUCAAUAAUAUACGCACAGUCGCUUCCCUUACCAGAGAGCAGUCUUUUAUUGAAAAGUACACUGGGUUUCUGGAUGUCCUUUACACAAAUGGUAAGAGGCGUAGUUUCCUAAAUGGUGUAAUGUCUGGGUUAUCUCUAGCCUUCAUGUUCUUUGCCUAUGCUGCCGCCUUCGCCUACGGUGGUUAUCUUGUACAGUACGAAGAUCUGCCAUUUCAAAAUGUGUUUAAGGUUUUUAUAGCAAUCGUGUUCGGUGGAAUGUCCGUUGGAAGACAAAGUUCCUAUACACCUGAUUACAAUAAGGGAAAGAUAGCUGCCGGUCGCCUGUUCAACAUGAUAGAAAUGAAGCCUUCGAUUGAUGCAGCUAGUGAUGAGGGUGAAGUCAUGGAGGAAUUUUCAGGAAGUUUACUACUAGACGAUGUUCACUUCCGCUAUUCUUCGAGACCGGAAAUUGAAGUGCUCCGUGGUUUGUCCCUGACUAUUCAGACAGGGGAGACGGUGGCCAUGGUGGGAACUAGUGGCUGUGGUAAAUCUACCACGGUACAGCUGUUGGAGAGGUUUUACGACACGGAGAGCGGGCAGAUUCUUGCAGACGGUAAGAAUAUUAAAUCCCUAGAUCUAAAAUGGUUCCGCAAACAAAUAGGAAUUGUUUCCCAGGAACCAUGUCUGUUUGACUGCAGCAUCGCAGAAAACAUAGCCUACGGAGACAACAGUAGAGAUGUAGCCAUGGACGAAAUCAUCACAGCAGCGCGCAAGGCUAACAUUCACAAUUUCAUUGAUAGUCUGCCACUAGGCUAUGAUACAAAUGUUGGAGACAAGGGGACACAACUCAGUGGAGGACAAAAACAAAGGGUUGCCAUAGCCAGAGCUUUGAUACGUAACCCAAAAAUCUUGCUUCUAGACGAAGCUACUUCAGCCUUGGAUGCAGAAAGUGAAAGGGUCGUACAGGAGGCACUUGACAAAGCACGUGCUGGUCGGACAUGUCUGGUUAUUGCUCAUCGUCUUUCCACUAUUCAGAACUCGGACCGCAUCGCUAUUCUACAUAAGGGUGAAGUAGUAGAACUUGGCAGUCAUUCCGAACUCCUUGCGAAGAAAGGAAUUUAUUACAAUCUCAGUCAACACAAUAGCAAAAAGACUGAUCUAUAA
Molecule: messenger RNA, 4047 nt
Organism: Ylistrum balloti
Lineage: Eukaryota; Metazoa; Mollusca; Bivalvia; Pectinida; Pectinidae
Product: ATP-dependent translocase ABCB1-like
Exons: 24
Coding region: 1-4047 (1348 amino acids)
Biological process (GO): transmembrane transport
Cellular component (GO): membrane
Molecular function (GO): ABC-type transporter activity; ATP hydrolysis activity; ATP binding
Source: RefSeq, a predicted model, not a curated record